Molecule: messenger RNA, 2650 nt
Organism: Equus quagga
Lineage: Eukaryota; Metazoa; Chordata; Mammalia; Perissodactyla; Equidae
Gene: GGT7
Product: gamma-glutamyltransferase 7
Exons: 15
Coding region: 6-2126 (706 amino acids)
Biological process (GO): glutathione catabolic process
Cellular component (GO): plasma membrane
Molecular function (GO): glutathione gamma-glutamate hydrolase
Source: RefSeq, a predicted model, not a curated record
CGAGGAUGGCGGCGGAGAACGAGGCCAGUCAGGAGAGCGCCCUGGGCGCCUACUCGCCCGUGGACUACAUGAGCAUCACCAGCUUCCCGCGGCUACCGGAGGAUGAGCCGGCGCCCGCGGCCCCUCUGAGGGGCCGCAAGGACGAGGAUGCCUUCCUGGGAGACCCCGAUACCGACCCGGACUCCUUCCUGAAGUCGGCAAGGCUGCAGCGGCUGCCGUCGUCCUCCUCGGAGAUGGGCAGCCAGGACGGGUCGCCUUUGAGGGAGACGCGCAAAGACCCGUUCUCUGCGGCAGCGGCGGAGUGCUCCUGCCGCCAGGACGGGCUGACGGUCAUCGUCACAGCCUGCCUCACCUUUGCCACGGGUGUCACUGUGGCGCUCGUCAUGCAGAUCUACUUCGGGGACCCUCAGAUCUUCCACCAGGGUGCCGUGGUGACCGAUGCGGCCCGUUGCACAUCACUCGGCAUCGAAGUGCUCGGUAAACAAGGAUCUUCUGUGGAUGCGGCUGUGGCAGCAGCCCUGUGUUUGGGGAUUGUGGCACCACACAGCUCUGGCCUGGGCGGUGGGGGCGUGAUGCUGAUACAUGACAUCCGACGAAAUGAGAGCCACCUAAUUGAUUUCCGGGAGUCUGCACCAGGGGCUCUCAGGGAAGAGGCCCUGCAGAGAUCCUGGGAGACCAAGCCCCCCAUCCCUGGCUUGGGGCUCUGCAGAGUUCAGCCCAGCCCCCCCCUUCCAGUGACCUGGUCUCCUCUCUCCCUCGCCUGCCCGCCUCGCCCAGCCUGGGCUCUUGGUGGGGGUCCCCGGAAUGGUGAAGGGGCUACACGAAGCUCACCAGCUCUAUGGCAGGACCUCCUCCACCCCCUGCUCUCCGGCCCCCCCAGGCUGCCAUGGUCCCAAGUCCUGGCCUUCGCAGCAGCUGUGGCCCAAGAUGGCUUCAACGUGACCCAUGAUCUAGCCCGCGCCCUGGCUGAACAGCCACCUCCCAAUGCUUCGGAGCGCUUCCAAGAGAUGUUCCUGCCUUCAGGCCACCCGCCACUACCUGGUUCACUGCUGCGUCGGCCUGACCUGGCCUCGGUGCUGGAUACACUCGGCACCUCCGGCCCUGCUGCCUUCUACGCCGGUGGCAACCUCACGCUAGAGAUGGUGGCUGAGGCUCAGCACGCAGGGGGUGUCAUAACUGAGGAGGACUUCAGCAACUACAGUGCCCUCGUGGAGAAGCCCGUGUGUGGCGUGUACAGAGGCCACCUAGUUCUCAGUCCCCCACCCCCGCACACGGGCCCUGCCCUCAUCAGUGCUCUCAACAUCCUCGAGGGCUUCAAUCUAACCAGCCUGGUGUCCCGGGAACAGGCUCUUCACUGGGUGGCAGAGACCCUGAAGAUCGCAUUAGCCCUGGCCAGCAGACUGGGAGAUCCCGUCUACGAUUCUACCAUCACCGAGAGCAUGGAUGACAUGCUCAGCAAGGUGGAGGCUGCCUACCUCCGGGGCCACAUCAAUGACUCCCAGGCGGCCCCUGCCCCCCUCCUGCCUGUCUACGAGCUGGACGGGGCUCCCACUGCUGCCCAGGUGCUGAUCAUGGGCCCUGAUGACUUCAUUGUGGCCAUGGUCAGCUCCCUGAACCGACCCUUUGGCAGCGGCCUCAUCACCCCCUCAGGGAUCCUGCUCAACAGCCAGAUGUUGGACUUCUCCUGGCCCAACAGGACUGCUAACCACUCUGCGCCCAGCCUGGAGAACUCGGUGCAGCCAGGGAAGCGGCCAUUGUCUUUCCUGCUGCCCACUGUGGUCCGGCCAGCGGAGGGGCUCUGUGGGACCUACCUCGCCCUGGGAGCCAAUGGAGCUGCCCGGGGCCUCAGCGGCCUGACCCAGGUUCUGCUGAAUGUCCUGACCUUAAACCGGAACCUGAGUGACAGCCUGGCCCGUGGCCGCCUGCACCCGGACCUGCAGUCCAACCUCCUGCAGGUGGACAGUGAGUUCACAGAGGAAGAGAUUGAGUUCCUGGAAGCCAGGGGUCACCAUGUGGAGAAGGUAGAUGUCUUAUCCUGGGUCCAUGGCAGCCGGAGAACCAACAACUUCAUCAUCGGUGUGAAGGAUCCUCGGAGCCCAGAUGCAGCUGGAGCCACCAUCCUGUAGAGCAGUGGGGUGGGGUGGGAGUCUCUGCUCCCCCACUUUGCAUGUUCCUAGAGUCCCUCCUUCUCCCAGGUUUGGUCUCAGGUGGACCCCAGGGAUGCCCCAGCUCAGGGGCCAGAGGGGAUGCUUAGCAAACCCUAUCCCAGAGUAACUGGAAAAUUCUCCAUCUGGAGGCUGGUGGUGGUGGUAGUGGUGGUAGUGGUGGUGGUGAAUGUCAGUGUCCACAACCAGGCAGGCGGGACCUUGAGGAGUCAGACUAUCUGUCUGUCUGCCUCCUUUCCCUCAGCCACGCUGGCCCUGAGCUUAGGGAUGUGCUUGCAAAUCCUUCUCAAGGGUCCUCACAACCCCAGCAUCUCCAGUCUGGCCUGACCUUGGCCUCAUCUUCCAGCUCCCUUCUCCUGUCCCCAGCCUCAUUUCUUAAAUGACUAGGAUUUUUUUUUAAUGGACCAUCCUGGGGAGAGAGUGCUCUCCCUCCAGGUUGAGGUGGGGGCCUUGCAUCUGGGGAGCCCCAGGGUAUGAGGUAGGGG